AUGCAUGAAGCGCUAGCGAAUGAUGUACUAACAAAGUAUUCUGGGCUUUCUCUCGUGACGGUGCUGAAGACGAAGUCGGGGUCUUCUUUCGUUAAGUUUAGUGAUAUUGCUGGUGGAAUUCCUCGUGAGGUGAUGGUGAACGAUUCUAUUAUCGACAUGGGCAUAAAGAUGAUUGCAGACAGUGUGAAAGGGUGUGUGGCGUUAUCAUCACUGAUGAUAUGGCCUUCUGCAUUGAAGCAGUAG
Molecule: messenger RNA, 243 nt
Organism: Phytophthora nicotianae INRA-310
Lineage: Eukaryota; Oomycota; Peronosporomycetes; Peronosporales; Peronosporaceae
Exons: 1
Coding region: 1-243 (80 amino acids)
Source: RefSeq, a predicted model, not a curated record